AUGAAUUCACUAUUCAAUUCUGCUCUCAAGCAGUCAUCAUCUAUCCGCCGAGAUCUAGAUACCUUCUCACAGUCACCUGCCACCUCUUCGCCUGCGUUACAAGGUCAGCUCGCUGCAUCCUUGGCAUCACUAUCACGCACAGUCGACGAUUACUCCGCUCUAUCUAAGAAAGAAUUGAUUGUCGACAAACAACAAAAGGCCUUCGACCGAAUCAAGAACUUCCGCAGCGAGCUUGCAGACUACCGCACACAAUUCGACCGACUCCGCAAAGAACGGGAAGACGCACAAUCGGUGACCAACCGUAACGAGCUCCUCGGCCGGCGCCCACACCACGCCGCAACCCCCGAGAACCCCUAUGCACAGUCCUCCCUCCCCCAAACCUCAGCCUUCGCACCGACAUCCUCAGGGUUGAGCUUCGGCGCCGGCCCCUCAGACUAUAACCGCGAAAACCAUGCUCUGCGCGAGCAAUCCUUCUUCUCAAACACAAACACUCAACUAGAUGACUUCCUGGAUCGGGGUCGGGCCGUGCUAGCCGACCUCGGAGAGCAGCGCGAGAUCCUCAAAGGCACGCAGCGACGACUCUACAGCGUUGCGAAUACGCUCGGUGUGAGCGGAGACACGAUCCGGAUGGUGGAGCGGCGCGCGCGGCAGGAUAAGUGGAUUUUCUGGGGUGGUGUCAUAAUAUUCUUCCUGUUCUGCUGGGCUGUACUGCACUUUUUGCGGUAG
Messenger RNA from Penicillium brevicompactum, 726 nucleotides. Its product is annotated as golgi SNAP receptor complex member 2 family protein. Lineage: Eukaryota; Fungi; Ascomycota; Eurotiomycetes; Eurotiales; Aspergillaceae. Gene Ontology annotation, molecular function: SNARE binding; SNAP receptor activity. Gene Ontology annotation, cellular component: late endosome membrane; endoplasmic reticulum membrane; SNARE complex. Bases 1 to 726 code for a protein of 241 amino acids. Gene Ontology annotation, biological process: vesicle fusion; endoplasmic reticulum to Golgi vesicle-mediated transport. The transcript is spliced from 4 exons. The record is from RefSeq and is a predicted model, not a curated record.